AUGAAGCGGUUUGUGUUCGACCCGAUCGGGGUUGCGGCUGGCCUGCGUCCUAAAGAGGCGAAUCAUGGACAAAAAUCAGAUCCGUAUAGCAGCGGCGUCACGAAAUUUACCCAGAAUCACGUAGAAAAUCACCAUCGGAUCCGAAAGAGGAACAUUAGUGCGCUCUCCAAAUUCAGCGAUAUUCGCGAUCCGCCUCGUCUCGCUACACUGAUGAACGUCUCUGAUGUUAGCAUGAGGACCGUCUUUUACGCCUGCAUGUUCCUUUACGGGCUCUCGGUGUUAUGGGGGAAGGACUGGCUGUGGGAUUCCAGGCUCUGCUUCGUGGACUUCCCCUUCCAUGACUUGCCGAAGGACAUCCGUAGGUAUUACCUUGUGGAGAUGGGCUUCUACAUCUUCCUACUGGAGUCCGAAGGCUUGGAAAGGAAGCGGACUGAAUUUUGGGUGGAAUUAUUUCAUCACACCGUCACGCUGGUGCUGCUGGUCUUAUCGUUUUGCAUUCAUGGGCAUCGCGUCGGGUCCAUCGUUUUGCUGCUGCACAAUCCACAUGCUGUGCUCAUUUUGUUAAUAAACCAAGAUGGAGAACAUCCUUGUCCCCAUCACUCACGGUUCAUGAAAGCCUCACUCACAGAACACAAGAAUGAUGUCGGUGGAUCUCUGUCUUUCCAGGCCAGCAAGGCGAUGAAACACCUGUCGAAGCCUAACUGGAGCAACAUCCUCCUCAUGCUGACCACCGUCGUCUUUCUGGCCUCCCGGAUCAUCCUCUUCCCGUGCCUCAUCCUCUUGCCGGCGGAUUCAAUGAGAGAACCUUUGGGCGCCUGUCUGAGUUCCAACCAUAAUCCUAGGCGACGUUUCCCUGCCAACACUCUGACAGCAGGUGGUUACAUGGACGAGUACACGAGUACACAGGUACUCAUCCUCACCCACACUCAAGAGUACCAAGAUGACUCACUAGUUCCUCCUCCCGUACCAGAGCCUCGGGAGGAGGAGUAA
Messenger RNA from Darwinula stevensoni, 990 nucleotides. NCBI's taxonomy places the organism in Eukaryota, Metazoa, Arthropoda, Ostracoda, Podocopida, Darwinulidae. The record is from the annotation of a GenBank genome assembly.